Messenger RNA from Lodderomyces pseudojiufengensis, 1557 nucleotides. It is a transcript of the gene PHR3, whose product is annotated as 1,3-beta-glucanosyltransferase. Lineage: Eukaryota; Fungi; Ascomycota; Pichiomycetes; Serinales; Debaryomycetaceae. Gene Ontology annotation, molecular function: 1,3-beta-glucanosyltransferase activity. Gene Ontology annotation, cellular component: fungal-type cell wall; cytoplasm. Gene Ontology annotation, biological process: fungal-type cell wall (1->3)-beta-D-glucan biosynthetic process. The transcript has 2 exons. The coding region runs from base 1 to 1557 and encodes 518 amino acids. The record is from RefSeq and is a predicted model, not a curated record.
AUGUUGGAUUGUUUAAUUAUAGUAAUAUUCGUUUAUUUCAAACUCAUACUUGCAAAUGUUCACCCAAUUACAAUCCAUGGACAUUAUUUUGUCAAUAGUGUAACAAAAGAACCAGUAUGUACAUUUUUUGCAUUAAUUUCAAAGCUAAUUACUAACAAUGUUAAGUUUUACAUUAAAGGAAUUGACUAUCAACCUGGAGGAUCAUCCGCAGUUUCAAAAGAGAAAGACCCACUUAGUGAUCCCGUUAUAUGUGCAAGAGACAUUAUCUUAUUUCAAGAAUUAGGAAUAAAUACGAUUAGGAUAUACUCAGUAAAUUCAGAUUUAAAUCAUGAUAAAUGUAUGACAAUGUUAGCUAUGGCUGGUAUUUAUCUUGUUUUAGAUGUUAAUUCACCAUUACCAAAUCACCAUUUAAAUAGGUAUGAACCAUGGACAAGUUAUAAUUUAUAUUAUUUUGAGAAUAUUUUCAAAAUUGUUCAACAAUUUUCUUUUUAUAAUAAUACAUUAGGAUUUUUAGCAGGAAAUGAAGUUAUUAAUGAUCCGAUAUCAGCAUCGGUUGCUGCUCCUUAUAUUAAAGCAGUUAUUAGAGAUAUUAAAAAUUAUAUCAAUUAUAAUUCUCCUAGACAAAUUCCAGUUGGUUAUUCUGCAGCAGAUGAUUUGAAUUAUAGGAUAUCAUUAGCACAAUAUUUGGAAUGUGCUGACAAUAAUUUGAUGGAAAGUGUUGAUUUUUAUGGAGUAAAUUCCUAUCAAUGGUGUGGUGAUCAAACAUUUUAUAGCUCAGGUUAUAAUAUUUUAGUCAAUGAUUAUAAAGGAUAUACAAAGCCAUUAUUUUUUUCUGAAUACGGAUGUAACGAGGUUUUACCUAGAAAUUUUGAUGAAGUUCCAAUUUUGUACACAAAUAAUAUGGUUGAUGUAUUUAGCGGUGGUUUGGUUUACGAGUUCACUCAAGAACCGAAUAAUUAUGGAUUAGUUGAAAUAUUACCUAACGGUGAUGUCAAAUUAUUAAGGGAUUUUGUUCAAUUGAAAACAAAAUUUGAUACUUUACCGGAUUUAGAUUAUGAAUUUAUUGUCAAUUCAAUGAAAUCAAACGCUAAAGACAUUAAACAUAUGAUAAAACAAUACAAGUCACCAAUCCCCAAAUGUAAAUCCCUGUAUCCAAAUUUGAUCAUAUCCGCCGCUGUCCCACCACCAGUUGCUGAUGUAAUGAUUGAAUCAGGAUUUGAUAUAGAUAAUGGAAAGUUUGUUGAAUUGACUAAAGACGAAUUGAAAACAAAUUUUAGAUUUUAUCAACCAAAUGGUGAAAUUUUAAAUACAUUAUAUGAAGUAGAUGUGGUUGUCGAUUUUGAAAUAGCGUCAUCAGAUAAAAAGGGUAUGUAUGAUUCUCGGGAAUUGAAUGAAGAAAAACAUACCGCUGGAAAAUUAUAUAAUGACACUUCUCCAACUGAAUCAAAUGAAAACCUAAAGGAACCACCUCGAAAGCACAAUUCAUUCGUUGAAACGAUUAACAAAGCAACUGACUCAGUCAAAAAAUUUUGGGCCAAUUUGUUCCACCAAAACUAA